AUGACGACGUUUCCUCUUUCGCAAUGGCAGUUCAUAGUGGAGCACUUCAUCAAGAAUCGCGACGAUCUCUUCAGCGUGGCAGAAAAUAAGUAUGGCUGCCGAGUUGUACAGCUCAUCAUUGAAGUCCUUUCUGACAGCACUAAGGUGAGAGACAAGAAAACUCUUAAGCAUAGACCUGAAAUGCUUGAAGAAAUAAUGGGCCAUCUCCUCUCGAACUGUGAGCGCUUGGCUUCCAAUGAGUUCGCAAACUAUGUCAUUCAACACAUUAUAAAGGCGGGACCCUUGUCAGACUACCGUGAUAGACUCAUCGAACUUUGUCUGCUAAGAAACUUACUGUCGCUAUCGCAAGAAAAAUAUGCAUCACACGUGGUUGAAAAAGCCUUAGAGUUUGCUCCUCCGGCGCUGUUGGCAGAAAUGAUGGACGAAAUAUUCGAUGGAUAUGUACCUCAUCCGGAAACCAAAAAGGAUGCUCUAGACAUCAUGUUAUUCCACCAGUUUGGCAAUUACGUUGUUCAGCGUAUGCUCGAUAUCUGUUGCGAAGCAGCCCGCGCCAAAAAGUAUUGUUUCUACUAUUUUAUACAUUGUUAUGCAAGUUCGAGUGUGACUUGGGCCAAAGUUUUUGUUCUCAAUGCUUUAUUUGGAACCAAAUAUGAACAGAGAGGAGCUCGCUGCAAUCAUUUCGCUGCUAUUGCGUGA
This is a messenger RNA of Cylicostephanus goldi, 696 nucleotides long. The record is from the annotation of a GenBank genome assembly. Lineage: Eukaryota; Metazoa; Nematoda; Chromadorea; Rhabditida; Strongylidae.